Messenger RNA from Rhipicephalus microplus (southern cattle tick), 1500 nucleotides. RefSeq names its product steroid 17-alpha-hydroxylase/17,20 lyase. Gene Ontology annotation, biological process: hormone biosynthetic process; progesterone metabolic process. Gene Ontology annotation, molecular function: steroid 17-alpha-monooxygenase activity; iron ion binding; heme binding. NCBI's taxonomy places the organism in Eukaryota, Metazoa, Arthropoda, Arachnida, Ixodida, Ixodidae. The record is from RefSeq and is a predicted model, not a curated record.
GCCGAAAUGACCGCUCUCCGGUGGAUCUCCUUCAUUUUGGAUUGGCGGUGCAUCACAACGGCGCUGGUCUUCGUGGUGACGUACCUGUUGGGUCACUUCUACUACCGUGUAUCGAAGUACCCAAAGGGACCCUUCCCACUUCCACUUGUGGGUAACCUCCUAGCUUUGCGCCAUGUGACUGACCUGCACGCAAAGUCAACCGAAUUGUCGAAGACGUACGGCGACGUCUUCACUUUGUGGAUGGCUCACAGGCCUAUGGUGAUGCUGAACAGCUACGCUGUUAUUCGGGAAGCACUGGUGGAGAGGCGACAUGAUUUCGCCGGCCGCUUUCCAACUAGAACAGGUGCCUUACAAAACCAAGGUAACCAUGAUAUCGUAUUCGAAGAUUACAACCCCUACUGGAAGGCUCUUAGGAAGGUUACUGCGUCAGCGUCGAGACGGUACGCGGCCAGUGAGUCUUUAGAACAUCUUUGCACCGACAUCGUCGACACCUUUGCGGACUCCUUAACAGAAGGACCACAGAUGAUGGAUUUCAGGAAACCUAUCUUCUCUAUGUUCUGCAACGUCAUUGGGGUAGCUAUAUAUGGUACAAGGCUGCACGAAGCUUAUAUAGAAAGCUUGGAAGACAUCAACCGCCGGUUCUACCGAAUCUCACCCAACGGCCUGCCCAGUGACAUCGCUCCUUUUCUGGCCGUUCUGUACUACAACAAAGAGAAAAAGAUGGCAGCAUUGUUCCGCGAACUCAAGGAGCUUAUACAAAAGCUGUUCUCGAGAGCCGAGGAGACCUACACCCCAGGUAGCACGGAAAACUUUACUCACGCCAUGCUUGCCGCCCGAGAAGAAGCCAUCAAAGAGGAUAGAACUGAUGCGCAAUACCUGACCAGACCCAACAUGAUUCUUGCUACGAUGAACAUCUUCAACGCUGGGACCAACACAUCGACAGCCACAUUUCAGUGGCUACUACUACGGAUAGCAAAAGAACACGGCAUUCAAGAUAGGAUUCAAAAGGAAAUCGAAGACAACAUCGGGAGUGCGCCACCAGUGUACGGAGACCGUGAGAAGCUUCCUUUCACCGAGGCUUGCCUGCUGGAGACGCUGAGGAUGCACCCCGCGGCGCCUCUAGGAUUACCGCAUAACACAACGACGAAUGCGCGAGUCGGUAACUGGGCCAUCCCGAAGGACACGGGCCUUUGGUACAACAUCUACAAGAUACACCGUGACACAGAGCACUGGGAAAGCCCCGAAGAAUUCCGUCCCGAGCGGUUCAUCAAUCCCGUGUCGGGAAAAGUGUGCACUGAUGUCGGUCCUCUGAUCACCUUCGGCCAGGGAACCCGCUGCUGCCCCGGCGAGAAGCUAGCUCAAAUGGACAUGUUCUACCUCCUCGUGCGACUCAUGCAAAGAUUCAGAUCAACCAAAGUUGGCACGGGUGCCUUCAGCUCACGAGAUAAAGGCACCUUAGAUGACGAUCACGUGUUUUAUCUCAUCAGCUCCGCAAAGUGA